Molecule: messenger RNA, 1662 nt
Organism: Dentiscutata erythropus
Lineage: Eukaryota; Fungi; Glomeromycota; Glomeromycetes; Diversisporales; Gigasporaceae
Source: the annotation of a GenBank genome assembly
AUGAAAUCGAUAUGUUUGGUGGAUAAGUUAAUAUGGAAUUUUCCUGGAAAUAUGAAUCCUCACGCUUUUGCCUUUGGGGAUGUUGACAAUGAUGAGGAUAAUGAAUUUGUAAUUGGGAAUUUAAAUGGUGAGUUGAGUGUUUUCAAGGGCAAUCCAAUUGAGGGGCGGCCUAUAAUGACUGUUAGUGGAUUGGGAACGAUAACUUGUGUGGCCGUUGGCGAUAUUAAGAAUUCGGGCAAGAAUUCAAUUGUCUGUGUCAAUGCUGAAGGGGACUGUAACAUAUUUGACAUGACGAAGCAUAAUUCUACAUCAACGACAGAAGAAGAAAACAUACCAACAAGUACUAGAAGAAUUUCUGAAGCACUAGCACCAAUGAUAAAGCCUAAUGUUAAUGAUUAUUCUAAAUUAACAUUCACUGUCCCUGUUAAUUGCAAUCAUAUCUUGAUUGCUGAUAUUGAUGGAGAUGGCAUGAAUGAGAUAAUUCUUGCGCGUACCGAUCGUAUAUUACAUGUAUACUCUUAUGAAACGUCAUUACCUGCUGAAGGAUCGACGGUCAACAAACCUUCUAGUAAAGAUCAACAAAAUUUAUUGACACGAUCAGGCAAUCUAAUCACAGAAAUUACUACGAAUAGGACAAGUAAAGAUAAGCCGAAUGUUAAUGAAACGAGUCCAACUCUAAAAGAAAAAAAGAAAUGGUUUUUUAGUGGUCAGAUCACAUCAUUAUCUACAGCUACGGACCCUCAAACAUCAUCACCAUUAUUACUCGUAGGCCAACCCGGUGGUCAUUUUAUGAUAAUAGAUAAGAAUGAGAAUAGAACUUGCCCUACUCAAACGUCAAAUGAUUUACAAUGUCCUGAUGAAACAACAGAAGUAUCAACAGAGAUAGCGAAAGGAUUAAAAUGGAAAAAUGGCAAAAAUUCUGAUGUUAUUGCGCUCGUUACUAUGGAUGGUAAUUUUACAUUUUUUGACCUCCAAACAUCAACCAUGUCGCGUCAUGAAUUGCAAGUGACACAUAAGCUUUUCGGAGUAGCUGCUAUAGAUUUUACAUGUGAUGAGACUGAAAUACCGUUAAAUGAACGAGGUGAUGAUGUAUUUGUCGCGUGUACGUGGAACGGCAAUACUUAUAUAAUUGACCUCGAUUUUAAUAUGGUUAAGUUUGAAUUUGAAGGUCGAGUUUGUGCAUUUGCCGCUGGUAAAUAUGCUGUAACGCCUGGUUGUAAUAUUCCAUGCUUUAUAUAUGUUGAUUUUGAAGAUCACAUAACUGUAUAUCAUAAUUUGCUUAUUGAUACAAAACCUGUACGAAAUUUUGUGGAAUUAAUGAAUGACCAAGUCGAUCAGCAGCUCCUUUCGAUUGAUCCUUGUCAAUAUUCACCACAAAUUGCUGACAUUUUUCAACAAUGUUUGUACAAAUUGGACACUUAUAAGGCUACAAAAGAAGAUCUUGAAGAAAAAAUUAAAGAGUCGAAAAGAAUGAAACAUGAACAAGUCGAAAAAGCAGAAGGAAAGGAAUCAAAUGAAGAACCGAAAGAAUUGAUUGUGGAAAAUGAGGAAAUGUUAAACACUCAACAUCAAGAAAAUAAUGUAUCAGAAGAAAAACAAGAGGUUGAAACUAAUCAGGAAAUUAACGAUGAGAAUGUUAUUUCUGCAACAUCGGACAUCUGA